Aphanomyces astaci is the source of this 798-nucleotide messenger RNA. RefSeq lists its product as hypothetical. Gene Ontology annotation, molecular function: nucleic acid binding. Bases 1 to 798 code for a protein of 265 amino acids. The record is from RefSeq and is a predicted model, not a curated record. The transcript has 2 exons. NCBI's taxonomy places the organism in Eukaryota, Oomycota, Saprolegniomycetes, Saprolegniales, Verrucalvaceae.
AUGAAUGGUAACAUCGUCAACACGUACCUAAAUGCGUUGGAUGCCAAAGUGGCUGCACAAGACCGACAGAUUUUGAUGCUCGUGGACAAUGCACCACCACACAUACUUCACACCGAGAUUGUGUUGAGAAACAUUCGAGUUCGAAUGCUGCCGAAGAAAACAACUGCUUACCUUCAACCACAAGAUGCUGGCAUCAUUGCAUCGUUCAAGUCCAAGGUCAAACAGCGGCAGCUGGAGAACGCGCUCGACCAAAUUGAUGCUCUCAUGGCGGGGCGGCAGGGGAGAUAUGUACUGUACGAGGUUCCACUUGUGGUGGCGAUGGGCUGGGCCAAAGAGGCAUGGCGUUCCGUGUCACAGUCAACUGUGACAAAUUGCUGGGUCAGAACUGGCAUUCUCGACGGCGACUUGUCUGUGCUUAGUGAGAGGAUGUCUGAACUCGUGGUUGGAAACCAAGAUGGCUGUACAAUCCGUGAUAAAAUACCGGUGGGCUGCUUUAUCCUUGGCGACGCCGGUUACGCGUUGUUUCCAUGGUUGAUUACCCCAUUUUUGCCACACGAAGAGGGUGGAAAACUGUCGAGUAUGCAAAAGCAUUUUAACUUUAAGCACUCCAGCACCAGAAUUACAGUCGAAUGUGCCUUCGGGCGACUCAAGGAACGGUUUCGAAUAUUGAAGACUCCCAUGAAAGAGAAGACUCUCGACCGCACCGUCUGCGUCGUCGCGGCUUGCUUUGUUCUCCACAACAUGUUCUUACAAUUUAAUGAUGGCCUCUUUGACAUUCCGUGCCCAAGGCGAGACUAA